Molecule: messenger RNA, 1467 nt
Organism: Colletotrichum costaricense
Lineage: Eukaryota; Fungi; Ascomycota; Sordariomycetes; Glomerellales; Glomerellaceae
Product: cytochrome P450
Exons: 4
Coding region: 1-1467 (488 amino acids)
Molecular function (GO): heme binding; oxidoreductase activity, acting on paired donors, with incorporation or reduction of molecular oxygen; iron ion binding
Source: RefSeq, a predicted model, not a curated record
AUGGACAUUUUGAAGACGAAUCCUGUUUAUCUCGGUGGUGCGCUCGUAUGCAUCGCACUGGCUGCGUACGUCUAUGCCGGGCUCACAAACCCGUUGUCGAAUAUUCCUGGGCCAUGGUACACCAGGUUCACAACACUGCCAUCGACAUUCAAGGUCAUCACAGCACACCACCCCGAUUGGAUCCACGAUCUACACGCCAAGUACGGGCCGGUGGUGCGGUACAGUCCACACGAGGUCGAUAUUUCUGAUCCACCAACAUGCCAGCGGAUUCACAGCGUGAAGACCGGAUUCUUCAAGUCGCCAUUCUACUCACUUCUCAUCACGGAUUCCUCUAGCGUGUUCAACGAGAUACGCCCAGAGAUCCACCGCAAGUACAAGCGUUUGUUGUCGAAUCCCAUGUCAGAGACUGGCUUGAAGACGUUCCUCCCUCGCAUCGACAGUAAGGUCCGCUUGGCUAUUGAGCGCAUCCGUGACGAAAACAAGGUUCGAGGUGCAGCCGACAUUGCGAAGUGGUUUAUGUUCCUCUCGUUUGAUGUUAUCGGUGAUCUAGCCUUUGGAGAGUCCUUCGGCAAUUUGGAAAGCGGCAAGAAGAACCGAUCUGUCAACGACUUCGUCAGUCUCGGUUUCGUCGGCGGAUUACGGUCCAUGUUCCCCACAAUCGCCCAAAUCUCUCUCUACCUUCCGAUUCCAGUCUUCAAAGAAGCCACCGCAAUCCAAUACCGUACUUUUGACUACGCUCAGGGUGCCCUAGACCGCCACGCUAAGCGCGUCGAAGAGACUGGAUCAGAUCCCCACCCGACAGUCUUCUCCAAGCUCUACAACGCCGGCGAAGAAGAGACCUGGAACCCGAUCGAGAUCCGCGACAACGCGCAGGUCUUCAUCGUGGGUGGCAGCGACACGACCGCCAACUCGAUGAUCUACCUCGUCUGGGCAGUGUGCAAGAUUCCCGAGAUCAAAGCCAAGCUCAUGAAAGAGCUGGAUGCUCUUCCGGACAACUACACAUACGAUCAGUUGAAGGAGCUGACGUAUGUGAACUGGAUUGUAAAUGAGACACUACGGCUUUACACCGCUCUGCCGUGUGGGCUUCCAAGAAUUGUACCCCCUGGCGGCGCGGAGCUUGCGGGACAAUUUAUUCCCGAAGGAUUCACUGUUACAACGCAGGCGUACAGUCUUCACCGGGACGAACAUGCAUUCCCUGACCCCUAUAGAUUCUAUCCCGAGAGGUGGGAGAAUACCACGCAGGAGAUGAAGGAUUGCACCAUGCCCUUUGGCGGUGGUGCCCGAACUUGCUUGGGAAGGCAUUUGGCUCGUAUAGAGCUCCGGCUCAUCACUGCCAGGUUUUUCAAGGCUUUCCCGAAAGCAGUUGUGUCCAAUCUCGAAGGCAUGUGCGACAAGGAUAUGGAGCCAGCGUUGCAUUUCCUGAUGGUUCCCAGCGGUCAUCGAUGCUUGAUUAAGCUCGAUGGCUAA